UCAAAGGUGGAAACCUAACCUAAGAUAUAAAUAUUUAUAAUUGAUUAAAUUUUGAAAGGAAAUUUACUUUAAAUUAGUAGAAUUGCUUAGAAAGCAUAAUGUCAAAUAAGUGCCUACAAAGAAAUAAGCAUGUUAAAAGUAUUAUACUCCAAAAUAAAUUUAUUUAUAUUCAGCUGAUGUUUGUGAAUAGUAUGUGGUGUUUGUUAACAAACAAAUUGUAUUUUAAAUUACUAAAAAGAAUUUUCGCAUCGUAAAGACGUCUACAGUUUCUUUUGAUUUUGUGAAUUGAAAUUUACACAUAGGUAUUCUUAAAACUUGCAAAUGCGCCAGUCCACAUAUGCGGUCGAUCUUCGAUCGAUAUGAAGAUCCGUAUCAGAGUCACCGUUUCGACGAGAUGCUUAUGGCUUGCGCUUCAGUUCAGGUGGUAAGUGGAGAUGAUUUCCCUUCUUUGAUAUGCGAAAUAUGUGUGGAACAAUUGGUAAAAGCUUAUUUUUUCAAAAAACAAGUGGAACAAGUAGAUGAUGAUUUAAAAAAGCACGCAAAAUUUUUGGAAGAACUAGAAAACUUCCAAUUUACAGAUUCAUUUGAUAUUUUUGAUGCUUUAUUAAAUGAAGCAGCUACAAAUGAUGCAAUCACUGGGGAAGCUAUACCUCAUGAAGAACUUGGAAUUGACUUUGAUCUGCAAAGUAUAAACAUCAAUGAAAUACUCUCUGAGUUUGAGAAAUUUGAUAAAACCUUUUCUACAGUGGAGAAUCAACAAUUCGUCAAAGCUCUUCACACACGAGAAAUAUUUCAAAAUGAUCAAUGUGAUGAAGAAUUUACAAGUAUUGAAGAACCACAACGCCAUGAACAAUCCCACACAAUUGUUUAUGUUUGCAAAAUUUGCAGACAAACUUUGGAAAGAAAGGAACAUUUGAAAUUUCACAUGCUAACACAUUUAACAGAGGGAAUGUUCUCAGAAGUAAGGGAUUGCUUUGAACUGCAACAAGUAGAGGUUACUGCAAUAAUAGGAAGUGAUAAAGAAAAGGCCGCAAGUGAAAUUUCCAGUCGAAAAGAAAGUAUUCACAAUGAUGGAUUUAUUGAGGGUGGAGAUAUUGUGAAUAAUAGCGAUAAAGUUGUAGAAUGUAAUAAAAAUAGAAAAGAUAUUGAGAAUGGAGAAGAAGAAAAUAAUGAAGAUGGUACUGGAGUUGAUUUGUAUCAAGGCCAAAAAAGUGUUGAAGAAGAACAAGCUUUAAUUAACGAAGAUGUGCAUACUGAAAAUAAUGUAGUUGAUGAUAUACGGGAAAAUCAAAAAAAUGUUGAACUUGAAGAAAAAUUGUCAAUUAACGAAGAUGAGUAUAUUGAGAAUAAUGAGGUUGAUGAUGUGUGGGAACGCCAAAUGAGUAUUGAAAUUGAAGAAGACAAAUUGUCAAUUGACGAAGAAGAGUAUAUUGAAAAUAUUAAAAUUGAAGUUGAAGGUUGUGGCUCAGAGAAUAACUGUGAUUCUGAUAAAGAAAAUAAUGAUUUGGAUUAUCUUCAUCAAAAAAAGGCAUCGCCACUUGUCAAACAUCAAAGAGAAAAUGUUGACUCUCAUCCUAAACCAAUCAAUAUAAAUGUAGGAGCAAGUAAAAGUCAUGAAACGGUAAAAAGAGAAGUGACAAAAAAAAAUACAAGAAAUAGAACUUUUCCAUGUCCGGUUUGCAAUGAAAUGUUUAAUGCCAUGGCUAAAUUGGACCGUCAUGUAAAAAUUAGUCACAAAGGAACCAAGAUAUACAAAUGUAAUUCAUGCAAUAAAGAGUUCUCCAGAUCUGAUCACCUAAACAGACACACUGUUACGCAUUCAACUACUAAACCGUUCCAUUGUACCAUGUGUCUCAAAAAUUUUAGCAGGAGCGAUUCUUUUAAACUACAUCAGAAGCAGCAUGAGCUAUGUAAUGAAUGUUGUAAAAUAUGCAAAGGAACUUUCUUGUCUAAAUCUCUAUUGAUUGAACAUAUGAAAACCCACCAAGAUCAUUCCAAGAACUUCCUGUGUUUUGUAUGUGGAAAAACAUUUUCCAGAAAAGAUAAUUUGCAUACACACUUGAAACGUCAUAGAGGAGAGAAAACAUUUAAAUGUGAAUAUUGUAAAAAAGGUUUCAUAAGAUUAAGUGAACUGAAUAUUCAUAAAAAAUACCAUACUGGCGAAAAGAACUAUUUAUGUCCAUUUUGUGGUAGAGGAUUCGUAAGACUGUAUAAUCUUACUGUUCAUAUGAGAACACAUAUUGAUGAAGAAUCAUACCAGUGUAAUGCUGCCAUCGCUCAGAGUAAGGAUCUUAAGAAUCACAAACUACUCCACAGCCACGAGAGAUACAAAUGUAAAUUAUGUACUGAAGGUUUCAACAAGGCUAUAUUGUUGACACGACAUGUGAGAACUGUACAUGCUCAGUUGCAAUCAAAAUCGGGUUAAUGCAGCAAGAGGAAACUGUUUGUGGUAUCACAUUUUUGUAGUUCAAUUUUUUACUUUUAGGAAUUUUGUGUUGUUCACUAUUGAUUUGUUAAAUUUGUUCAGAUUUGCAAUAAAAGAAUAUCUUCUUUGAAAA
Messenger RNA from Diorhabda sublineata, 2558 nucleotides. Its product is annotated as zinc finger protein 420-like. Gene Ontology annotation, biological process: regulation of transcription by RNA polymerase II. Bases 338 to 2425 code for a protein of 695 amino acids. NCBI's taxonomy places the organism in Eukaryota, Metazoa, Arthropoda, Insecta, Coleoptera, Chrysomelidae. The transcript has 13 exons. Gene Ontology annotation, cellular component: nucleus. Gene Ontology annotation, molecular function: DNA-binding transcription factor activity, RNA polymerase II-specific; RNA polymerase II transcription regulatory region sequence-specific DNA binding; zinc ion binding. The record is from RefSeq and is a predicted model, not a curated record.